AUGGACCCUAACAACGAUCCAAUCAGAGUAUCACUUGUGUGCAAAAGGAAACAAGAGAAGAUUGAAGAAAGUCUUACCGACAUCCCAUUUGUUCAAAGAUGGUCUUGUCUCACUCUGCUUACCAAGUCUCCAACAGUUACUUCAUCUAGCAAAAGACUUGAAGGACACACUUGGUCCUCUGUUUCAGAGAAGUUGGAACCCACUAAAGGUAAAUUUGUUGCUCUGAUGAUGAUUGAGGAGACGACUUUUUAGGAGGAAGUGGGGUCACAGUAAAAUUGAAGGAGUCAAAUCAGAGACUCUGAUUCAGAGUAGUUUGUUAAGCAUAUUCUUUACGAAAACAUGUGUUUGGAUUUUGUUGACUUUGUUUGCUUCUUCUUGCACUAUCUCUCUUCUGCAGAUGAUGGUUGGUCUGAAACUUUUUGUUGUACUUUGACGUCUUCCUGAUAUUUCCGUGUACUUUGUUUAAAUACAAAAGAAUUUGGUGGGUA
Messenger RNA from Arabidopsis lyrata subsp. lyrata, 488 nucleotides. RefSeq lists its product as uncharacterized. The record is from RefSeq and is a predicted model, not a curated record. Lineage: Eukaryota; Viridiplantae; Streptophyta; Magnoliopsida; Brassicales; Brassicaceae.